Molecule: messenger RNA, 2985 nt
Organism: Cryphonectria parasitica EP155
Lineage: Eukaryota; Fungi; Ascomycota; Sordariomycetes; Diaporthales; Cryphonectriaceae
Exons: 2
Coding region: 1-2985 (994 amino acids)
Biological process (GO): N-acetylglucosamine catabolic process
Molecular function (GO): N-acetylglucosamine-6-phosphate deacetylase activity
Source: RefSeq, a predicted model, not a curated record
AUGGAUGCUGAAAAGAACGGCCUGCCACCGUACAGUGCCGUGGCAGCUGGACCAGCUGCGACGCCUCCUCACCCGCAAUGGCAACAUCAUCACCCACGACGACAUAUCAGGCGGUCCAGAGCAGUGCGUCUGGCCGUGCUCUCAUUCCUGGCCUUCAUCGUCUACGCCCAGUGGAAGCAGAUUCCCUCAACCUCGGACCAUGGUAGGGGCGGCCACGGGCACCACCCAAAGACUGUCAGUCAACAUGGCCUGUCCCUGGCCAAGCUGCACGACGACCUCGCCGUGUGCUCUAAGCUUCGCACCAAGCCGCAGGAUCCCAUUGGUUUGGGUCGUGAGCGCAAUGCGCGCUACAUUGACGGCCACAAGCCCACCCUCAUCCGGAACGCGACCAUCUGGGUGGGCGAGCCUGUUCAGGGCACCUCACCUGAGGAUGCCCGCGCCGGGAAGGGCUGGGAAUGGAUCACUUCUGAUGUCUACGUUGAGUAUGGCCUCAUCAAGGAGGUGGGCAAGGACAUCGUAGUGGCAGGCCUGCCCAACGAUACCAUCAUCUGGGACGCCAAGGGCCGCCAGCUCACAUCCGGCAUCAUUGAUAUGCACAGCCACUCGGGCGUCGAUUCGCUGCCUGACCUGAGGGGCAAUGAUGACACCAAUGAGAUGUCGUCCGACAUCACUCCCUAUGUUCGCUCCAUUGACGCCAUCCAGCCUGGUGACCAUCAGAUCCAGGUCAUCAAGUCCGGCGGCGUGACCACAAGUUUGGUCUUGCCGGGCUCAGGCAACAACAUCGGAGGCGAGGCGUAUGUGAUUAAGCUUGCCGUUGGAAAGCCCGACGGCCGCGACGAGAUUGGUGCAGAGGACAUGCUCGCGGACCCAGACAGGAACUGGCGGUACAUGAAGAUGGCCUGCGGCGAGAACGCUAAGCGCAUCUACGGCAAGGUUGGCGAGAGGGGCCCUGUCAGCCGGAUGGGCGAGUCGUGGGAGUUCCGUCAUGCUUUUGAGCAGGCUGCGAAGCUGAACGGUGAGCAGGACGAUUGGUGUGAUGCCGCGGAUGAGUUCGGCGUGGAGAACAUGCCCUCGUAUCUCCCGCAGGAGCUGCAGUGGGAGUCUCUUGGUGCCGCCCUCCGCGGACAGGUGCAUAUCAACACGCACUGCUACACUGUGCCUGACCUUGAGGCCAUGGUGGACCACACGAACGAGUUCAAAUUUGCCGUGCGGGCCUUUCACCACGCCCAUCAGACCUUCCUCGUGCCUGAGGUAAGUCCUGAUACAAAAUACGUGCUACAGAUCUUGAAGCGCACCUGGGGCGGGAGGCCACCAGCCUCGGCCAUCUUUGCAACCAACAUGUACUACAAGGCUGAGUCUUAUAUCGGGUCAGAGUAUGCGGGCAAGAUCCUUUACGAGGAAGGACUGACGCCUGUCUAUGUCUCUGACAACCCUGUCCUCAACGCCCAGCAUGUCCUCUUCGAGGCCGCCAAGGGCUACAAAUUUGGUCUUCCCUACCACGCUGCCCUGAGUGCCGUCACCACCGAGCCAGCCGACCUGCUGGGUCUGGGCAACCGCCUCGGCAAGAUCAAGCCUGGCUACGAUGCAGACAUUGUUGUCUGGGACUCGGACCCGCUGAGCGUCGGGGCCACUCCUGUCCAGGUCUGGAUCGACGGCACCGCGCAGUACGAUAAACCUUUUGAGCUGGUGAAGCCGCUCGCCGAGCCCAUGGUCCCGGAUCUCACCCUGAACAGCACGCAUGAGGAGAUCGCACUGCUCGAGGAUGUCGUGUUUAGCGGUGUGACCAAGGUGCUGCUGAGCAACGACGAGGGCUUCGAGACGGCGGCGGCAGAGGCACCCCUCAACGUUGUCGUCUCGGGCGGCAAGAUCACCUGUGUUGGGCCAUGCAUGGUUGAGAUGAGCGCAGCUACUGCAAAGGGGGCCCAGGCCAUCCACCUAAGCAACGGCCAUCUUACUAACUCUUUCAUCGCUUUCGGUUCCACACUCGGCCUGAAUGCCAUCGACGCCGAGUCCAGCACCGACGACGGCGACAGCUCCAAGGUCUUCAGCCGCGCCAUCGAUGGCCUGGCCCUUGACACCAAGAAGCUGCACGUCGCCCACGAGUUCGCCAUCACCCGUGCUAUCACCGCGCCCGAGUUCGCAGGAGGAUCCGACAACGCCCGACAAGGCGUGAGCGUGGGCUUCUUGACAGGAGCAAAAACGGCCCUUGACAGCGGCGCUGUGUGGGCGGACGAUGUUGCUGUGCACUAUACGCUCACCGCCACCGCCAAGCGGGACGACACCCCUUCCAUCUCAAGCGCCGUCGGGGCCCUGCGCCGCAAGCUUCUCAAGGCUGUCGCCGCCGCCGCGUCGUCGAUUGAGAAGGAGGAGGUCACCAAGGACCCUUAUUCGGAGGAGGCCUACCUGGAGAAGGUUGUUGCGGGCGAGAUCCCCCUGGUCGUGACUGUGCACUCCGCCGACACCAUCGCCGCGAUUCUUCGUGUCAAGAAGACAGUUGAGGACGAGCUCACCACCUCAUCUUCCGACAAGAAGAUCCGCUUGGUGAUCGUCGGCGGCGCGGAAUCCCACCUCGUCGCGGACGAACUUGCGGCUGCUGGCGUUGGCGUCGUGCUCGCACCCGUACAGAGCUACGCCACGAGCUGGCAGCAGCGCCGCUCCCUUUCUGGCGCCCCACUCACUAACGGCACAACCGUGGACAGCCUGGUCAGGGCUGGUGUGGUGACGGCGCUGGGGCUCGAGGAAGAUUGGAUCGUGCGGGACUUGGCCUUACAGGCGGGUGUGGCCUACAAGAAUGGCGAGGGCAGGCUGAGCGAGCAGGAUGCGCUGGAUCUUGUGUCUGCUAAUGUUUAUAGGAUUCUGGGGCUUGAGGUGCCCAAGGCUGAGGUGGACAGGCAUUUUGCCGUGUUUGAGGGGAGUCCGCUGGAGAUUGGAUCGCGGGUGAAGGCUGUUGGGGGUGGACUGGGGAGGGUUUCUCUGUUUGAGUAG